Chrysoperla carnea is the source of this 1436-nucleotide messenger RNA. RefSeq lists its product as uncharacterized. Gene Ontology annotation, cellular component: ciliary transition zone. NCBI's taxonomy places the organism in Eukaryota, Metazoa, Arthropoda, Insecta, Neuroptera, Chrysopidae. The transcript has 5 exons. Gene Ontology annotation, biological process: cilium assembly. Bases 21 to 1436 code for a protein of 471 amino acids. The record is from RefSeq and is a predicted model, not a curated record.
UUAUAAUUAUUGGAUUCAAAAUGGUCCAAAAUUUGGAAGAUAUGACAAUAAACUCCACAGAUUAUAAUGUUACGAAUUCGUCAUGCGACGAAGAUAAUUGUACAACUGUUGAUCCACAAACUACAAUUAUCAUAGAAAAUACCGAACGUACUACACUAAAUACCACGGAAAUUCCAAAUGUAACCACGACAAUUAGUCCACAAAAUGAUACAAAAUCACCAGUUUCGAAUACGACAAAAAAAAAACAUUCUUUGUUUCGCCGAAAAUCUUCCUGUGAUUGUGAUCUUAUGGAUCAGUAUUGUGAUUUAAAUUGUUGUUGCGACAGUGAAUGCUCCGAAGAACAUUUCAAUUUAUUUUCAAAAUGCAUGGAGCCGGUUUCAAAUCAAAAGUCGCGAUUAAACUAUUGUACCACAGAGAAUUGGAUAUGGAAAAAUAAUACAGAAAGUAAAAUAGAAAUUACAUCAAAUGGGUUAUUUUGUAUUUAUAAGGAUAAUUUACCGCCAACCGUAUUUUAUGGUCAAUCAUAUAAAAUAAAUAGCCCUAAAGAAAUUUUAGAUUUGACAAAUAGAAACAAUAAAUGGGUAAGAAAAGGUUUGGAACAAAUACCAAAUGAUAUACAAAUCAUGUUAAAAGAUAAAUAUCGGCAUGGGUCAUCAAUUUUAUGCGUUGAAAAUGGAACUAUCAACUUUUUAGAAAAUAAUACGGUAAUAGAUUAUUCAAUAAUGCGUAGUGGAAAUCCAGGAUAUUUACAAGGAUAUCCAAUUUUAAUUGGUGAACUAAAAAGCUAUGCAUUAUUAAAUGAAACAUACUUACCAGAAUUUGAAAAAUUUAUAAAAAUUUGUAUGAAAAUUCAAGAACAAAUUUGGGAAAUAUGGACAAUAUAUAACACAACCGCAAAAACCUUUAAGUACAAUAAAUACUUUGGAGUUUAUGGAAAUGCAAAUCGUUCCAAUCUAAACGAAUGGAAAACUGUUUUAUAUGACAACACACCUUUACUCACUCAACAAAAUACUGAUUCAGGGGAAAUAAAAUGUUUUUCAUUAGUUACAACAUUACAAAUAGAAAUUUUAUACGAACGUAUACCGCAGAAAAUGGACACAAAACGUAGUGUAAAAAUUUUAGCAAUUUAUUAUAAUUUUUUAACAACGGAAGACUAUGAAAUGAAACAAAUCAAGAGUGGAGGAAAUAUUCAUAUUGAAUUAAAAUCAAAUGUAAUGUUUUACGAUUUAACUAAUUAUCAUUACGAUCAAUUGAAAUUUGCUUCAGCACCAACAUUUGAUUUACAUUUACCAAAUGAUUUUUUCUAUCCAUUUUUAUUAAAUUCUGGACAUCGAAUCUUCACUAAUCAAAUAUUUAUUAUUUAUUAUUUGGCAAUAGCUUGUUCAAUACCAAAUAUUCAUAAAAAUUAUUUUUGUACUACUAAAUUGAUAGAAUAA